AGGUUUUUAGGUAUUAAACUAUUUAGGGUUUUUCGCGAUGGAUGAGGCGGAGGCGCUCAAGACGAUGAACUUGGGGGAUGAGAAUGCGCCAGACGAUGCUGCUGAGGAGGUUGUGGAUCCAGGCGCUGGACCGGAUGCCGUCGCAGCCAAGAAAAAGAAGAAGAAGAAGAAGAAGGGCGGUGCUGCUGCCGUUGUCGCUGCUAGCACUGACGAAGCUCUAGCUCGUGAUAAGGAAGACGACGAAGAUGAGAAUCAGCCCGAAAAUGAAUCCGCUGAAGCAACAAAGAAGAAGAAGAAGAAAUCCAAGAAGAAGAAAGCAGCGACUGAGCAGACAGAUCCUCCAUCAGUUGCUGUAGCUGAUCUCUUCCCAUCCGGAGAGUUUCCUGUCGGAGAGAUACAGCACUACAAGGAUGACAACCUCUGGAGAGAAACAUCGGAAGAAAAACGAGAAUUGGAAAGGCUAGAGAAGCCCAUAUAUAAUGAAGUUCGUCAAGCCGCAGAAGUACAUCGUCAGGUGCGGAAUUACAUUCGCAAGUACGCAAAGCCUGGAGUUGCAAUGGUCGAUAUUUGCGAAACACUAGAAAACAUGGUGCGAAAACUUAUAUCUGAAAAUGGAUUGCAUGCGGGAAUUGCAUUUCCAACUGGCUGCUCUUUAAAUUGGGUAGCUGCGCACUGGACACCAAAUGCUGGAGACAAAACAGUACUCCAGUACGAUGAUGUUAUGAAGCUGGAUUUCGGAACUCAUAUCGAAGGGCGUAUAAUCGAUUGCGCGUUUACACUUGCCUUCAAUCCCAUGUUCGAUCCUCUUUUGGAGGCUGCGCGAGAAGCAACGAACACUGGUAUUCGGGAAACGGGAAUCGAUGUGAGGCUUUGUGACGUUGGCGCUGCUAUUCAAGAGGUGAUGGAGUCUUAUGAAGUUGAGAUAAAUGGCAAAACAUUUCAAGUGAAAAGUAUAAGAAAUUUGAACGGUCACAGCAUAGGACCAUAUCAAAUACAUGCGGGUAAAUCUGUUCCUAUUGUCAAAGGAGGAGAACAAACAAAAAUGGAAGAAGGAGAAUUUUAUGCCAUCGAGACUUUUGGCUCCACUGGGAAAGGCUAUGUGAGAGAAGAUUUGGAAUGCAGUCACUACAUGAAGGAUUUCGACGUCGGUCAUGUUCCUUUGAGGCUGCCACGGGCAAAGCAGCUGCUGGCAACCAUCGACAAAAACUUUUCAACGCUGGCUUUUUGUCGUCGGUAUCUGGAUAGGCUGGGUGAGACGAAAUACUUGAUGGCUUUGAAAAAUCUGUGUGACGCUGGCAUCGUCCAGCCAUAUCCACCCUUAUGCGAUAUCAAGGGUAGCUACGUUGCUCAAUUUGAGCACACGGUCCUACUUCGGCCAACGUGCAAAGAGGUAUUGUCCAGGGGCGAUGAUUAUUGAACGGGAGAUGGCAUCGUGUAGAUGUUGCUCUUUGUACAGUAACCGUUCCAGGUUAAAUAAAGUUUCCGGAUGAAAGUUUUCCAA
This is a messenger RNA of Selaginella moellendorffii, 1501 nucleotides long. Its product is annotated as methionine aminopeptidase 2B. NCBI's taxonomy places the organism in Eukaryota, Viridiplantae, Streptophyta, Lycopodiopsida, Selaginellales, Selaginellaceae. Gene Ontology annotation, biological process: proteolysis. The coding region runs from base 38 to 1417 and encodes 459 amino acids. Gene Ontology annotation, molecular function: metalloaminopeptidase activity. The transcript is spliced from 12 exons. The record is from RefSeq and is a predicted model, not a curated record.